AUGCCUAAUGAUACCAUUAAAUUUAAACCAUAUGUGGUAAACAAUAAGAGUGCUCUUAUCAAUAAAUCAACGGUAUUCAUCAUUGAGAAUAAGUACCAGAGAGGUUUGGGAGUGAAUAGUAGUGAUUGUAUUCGUCGCCGGUAUUUGGGAAUUUCUUCUACGUCAGUAUCUAACGAAAGGCUUCUUUCUGAUGUGAACAAUUACAUUACUCCAAAAAGAAAUGAAUAG
This is a messenger RNA of Entrophospora candida, 228 nucleotides long. Lineage: Eukaryota; Fungi; Glomeromycota; Glomeromycetes; Entrophosporales; Entrophosporaceae. The record is from the annotation of a GenBank genome assembly.